Messenger RNA from Morchella importuna, 1179 nucleotides. RefSeq lists its product as uncharacterized. Gene Ontology annotation, biological process: nuclear envelope organization; lipid homeostasis. Bases 1 to 1179 code for a protein of 392 amino acids. The record is from RefSeq and is a predicted model, not a curated record. The transcript has 5 exons. NCBI's taxonomy places the organism in Eukaryota, Fungi, Ascomycota, Pezizomycetes, Pezizales, Morchellaceae. Gene Ontology annotation, cellular component: nuclear envelope; nuclear membrane.
AUGGCCCACAGAGGCACCGAAGCCCCCAUGGACUUCCAAUACGACCAGCCCCGUGUCCCCGCCGACCCCAACUCACCCUUCGCACGCUUCACAGCACUCAAACGUACACACUCCGACCUCCGCUCCCCCACUCCCAAUCCACCCGUCCUGGCACCCCCCAACUCCGAGCGCUUCCUCUUCCCAAUCUCCACCACAACCCCGCGCAGCUCCGCCCUCGACAUGUCCGACUUCACCGACCCGGACAUCUUCACCCCCGCCACCACCCCCAAGCUCACCUUCCGCAGCGGCGGCGGCGGCGGCGGCGGCCACCACUCUCCCCCCCCGCGCGGGCGCUACCACGACGGCGCCAUCACCAAGCCCAAACGGCGCCCCCGUUCCACCUCCACCCCCAAACCCACGCACCACCGCCUCCCGCCCCCCGAUCUCGACUGGGACUCCGACAGCACCACCGCUCCCCCGCGCCCCGCGCGCUGGGCCGACAACCACCGCGACGUCCCCCUCAUCAUCUCGCAGUACGUGCAGCUCUUCUUCAACACCACCCUCGUGCUGCUCUUCCUGUACGCGCUGCUCAGCGCAUACGUCACCGUGCGCCGCGACGUGAGCGAGAAGCUCUCGCAGCACAGCGCGGACCUCGUCGCCGCGGCCAACACGUGUGCGCAGGAGUUCCUGAUCAACCGCUGCGCGCCCGGCAUCAGGGUCCCCGCGCUGCAGAAGGCGUGCGCAGAGUGGGAGCGCUGCAUGAACCGCGACCACACGCAGGUGGGCAAGGCGAGGCUCAGCGCGCAGACGUUUGCGGAGAUUGUGGAGAGCUUUGUGGAGCCGGUUAGCUAUCGGACUAUGACAUUCGCAGUAGUGAUAGGCUGCUGUGCGCUCUUCGUGCCGAAUUUUGCGCUGGGGCUGUAUCGCGCGCGGGCGGUGGGGCAUCCGGCGCCGGUGUUAGCGGCGGCCGCGCCGCCGAUUGCGGAGCGGUUGGAGUAUGCGAGGGUGGAGACGCCUGGGAGGAGGAGGAUGGUGGAGAUGGGGACACCGGGGAGGAGGGGGGAGACGCCAGGGAGGAGGAGGGGUAUGCUUUUUGAUGUGGAUUGGGGGAAGAGGGAUGAUGGGGAGGGAUUUGGGGGGAGGGGGAUGAUGAUUGAUGAUGAUGAUCGUAAUGUCGUGCUGACUGUUUUGUUGCCCUAG